Didymodactylos carnosus is the source of this 570-nucleotide messenger RNA. The record is from the annotation of a GenBank genome assembly. NCBI's taxonomy places the organism in Eukaryota, Metazoa, Rotifera, Eurotatoria, Philodinida, Philodinidae.
AUGAUAUUUGGAUCGGAGUGGAGCAUACGGUCUUUGUCCUCUUGUUCAUUAUGGCAUUCAGACGGUACAUUCAAAGUUCGUCCAUUACUCUUUGAACAACUUUAUAUAAUUUUCGGUUUUCAAAACGGAUCCAUGAUACCAUGUGCAUACUGUCUGACUACACGGAAAAAUUCCGUUGUCUACACGAAAAUAUUGAGACAUUUAAUCGAAUAUGGUAAAAAGUUGACAGUUGAAAUGAAUCCACAGCGCCUGACCUGCGAUUUCGAACAAGCCACAAUAAAUUCUUUUGUCGAUAUUUUUCCACAUAUCAAAAUCAAUGGCUGUUUCUUCCAUCAUGCACAAUCGCUGUGGAGAAAAAUUCAGAAAGUUGGUAUGGUGCGUCAUUUUGAAAAAACCAAUGACAAUAAUAAUGUAAUACCGGAGAGUAAACGGAAAAAAGCUGAUCAUUGGUUUUUAGCAGCUGUUGGCUUGGCUCUAGUUCCACCAACAAUAUUGAGGGCACAUGGGCAGAGAUCAUGGAUCUAUAUACAUCCGAUCAUGCUGGUGCAACAGAAUUCAAUGAUUAUUUAG